Messenger RNA from Tympanuchus pallidicinctus (lesser prairie-chicken), 1304 nucleotides. RefSeq names its product EEIG family member 2 (gene EEIG2). The record is from RefSeq and is a predicted model, not a curated record. The coding region runs from base 64 to 1236 and encodes 390 amino acids. NCBI's taxonomy places the organism in Eukaryota, Metazoa, Chordata, Aves, Galliformes, Phasianidae. The transcript is spliced from 11 exons.
ACCCCGAGCCGGGAGCGGAGCGGAGCUGCGCUCCGUCCUCUCGGUGCCGCCGUCGCUCCGGGUAUGGGUGCGGAGCGGGGCGGCGGAGCGGCGCUGCCCCGCGGCUCUGAGCGCGCGUGGGGGCGGCCCCCGGGGGGCUCCCGGCCCAUGGCCUUCAUGAUGAUAAAGAAGAAGAAGUUCAAGUUCCGCGUGGAGCUGGAGCUGGACGAGCUCUCCUCCGUGCCGUUCGUUAACGGCAUCCUCUUCUGCAAGGUGCGGCUGCUGGACGGCGGCAGCUUCAGCGGGGAGUCCUCCCGGGAGGUGGUGCAGGCAAACUGUGUCCGCUGGAAGAAAAAAUUCAUAUUUAUGUGUAAAAUCAGUGCCAGUGCCACAACAGGGAUUCUGGAUACUUGUAUCUGCAGAGUGUCUGUGCGGAAGGAGUUAAAAGGAGGAAAGGCAUAUGCAAAGCUGGGCUUUGCAGAUUUAAACCUAGCAGAGUUUGCUGGAUCAGGAAAUACCACUCGUCGCUGUUUAUUAGAAGGUUAUGAUACCAAAAAUACAAGACAAGAUAACUCCAUUCUCAAAGUGUUGAUCAACAUGCAGCUAAUGUCUGGAGACCCAUGUUUUAAAAUGCCUCCUUCCACAGCAACGUCUAUAGCAAUUGCAGGAGAAUCAGAAUCUCUGCAUGAAGAUAGAAAAGGCAGAGAAGACUUAAAAGUAGUACAUCUAGGUGUAGCAGAUGUAUCAUCAAAGAGUGCCUCAGUUCCUGACGUAAUUGGUGCAUGUGGACAUUCCAGAACAUCAAGCUGUGCAAGUCAGCAGUCAAAACUGUCAGCAGGAUACAGCACAUGUCACUCUAGAUCAGCCAGUCUGUCUGAACUCUGUCACAGGAGAAACACCUCAGUGGGUAGCACCUCAACAGGAAUUGGAAGUAUUCUAGAACCCUGUAAAGAGACUGAGCCAAAAGUAACUAACACUGAUACAUCUACUAAAGAUACAUCAUCAGAAAAACUAUGCAGACAUCCUGUAAAGCAAGACUCUGUGGAAUCACAGUUGAAGAGGGUUGAUGCUACCAGAGUUGAUGCUGACGAUAUAGUUGAAAAAAUACUCCAGAGUCAAGACUUCAGUUUAGACUCAAGUGCAGAAGAAGGUUUAAGAUUAUUUGUGGGUCCUGGUGGAAGCACUUCUUUUGGAAGUCAUCAUCUACCUAACAGAGUAGGAUCUGGAGCAUAUGAACAGGUGGUGAUAAAACGCUAGGCUAGAAUGACUUGACCAGAAGAGGAAAACACAGAACUCUAGCACCAACAUUCUAAUUCACGUUUCUU